This is a messenger RNA of Abrus precatorius (Indian licorice), 1939 nucleotides long. RefSeq names its product histone-lysine N-methyltransferase ASHH3. The coding region runs from base 299 to 1348 and encodes 349 amino acids. Gene Ontology annotation, biological process: regulation of DNA-templated transcription. Lineage: Eukaryota; Viridiplantae; Streptophyta; Magnoliopsida; Fabales; Fabaceae. Gene Ontology annotation, cellular component: chromatin; nucleus. The record is from RefSeq and is a predicted model, not a curated record. Gene Ontology annotation, molecular function: histone H3K36 methyltransferase activity; protein binding. The transcript has 14 exons.
UGAAGUUUGAAACUUGAGAAAGCAUCGCUGGGAACCAAACCAACGAACGCACACGUCAGUUUUCUCGAGUUGGUUAAUAUAUACACUUUCAUACAACCCAUUCCACUCUGUACGUUCACUCUCUCUUCUUCUCCGACACAAUCCCAGGCAAAAAAUAUGCCUUUGAAGAAAGCGAGUAAGUUUUGUAUGUGGAUUUUGUGGUAUUGAUUUUCAAUAUCCAAUUUAUGGUUUGGGCUUCUAUUGAGAAGCUGAGACACAAUCUGAUCACAAAGGAAUACCCAGUACACUAUCAGAUUCCAUGCCUGCCAUGAAAAAGAAUUCUGAGCAGACUCGUUUUGGAUCUGUAUUCAAUAAGUUGGUGAAGGAGCUAGGAGAACCUGUUGACUUUGAACUUCCAGAAUGGUUUAAUAAAUCAAAGCCAAUGCAGUACACCUAUAUAAAACGCAAUAUAUAUCUCACUAAGAAGGUCAAGAGACGGUUUGCUGAUGAUGGCAUAUUCUGUUCCUGCUCUUCUUCCUCUGAAUCUACUGACGUAUGUGGUAGAGAUUGCCACUGUGGGAUGCUUCUGUCUAGCUGUUCGUCAGGCUGUAAAUGUGGGAGCUCCUGUCUUAACAAACCAUUUCAAAAUCGUCCUGUGAAGAAGAUGAAAUUGGUUAAGACUGAGAAAUGUGGUUCUGGAAUUGUGGCGGAUGAAGAUAUCAAGCUUGGGGAAUUUGUAAUUGAAUAUGUUGGAGAGGUCAUUGAUGACAAAACCUGUGAAGAAAGGCUUUGGAACAUGAAACAUCGUGGGGAAACAAACUUCUACUUAUGUGAAAUCAAUCGAGAUAUGGUGAUAGAUGCAACAUAUAAGGGAAACAAAUCAAGAUAUAUCAAUCAUAGUUGCUGCCCCAAUACUGAGAUGCAGAAAUGGAUAAUUGAUGGUGAAACAAGAAUUGGCAUAUUUGCAACUCGUGACAUACAAAAGGGCGAGCAUCUGACUUAUGAUUACCAGUUUGUUCAAUUUGGUGCAGAUCAAGAUUGCCACUGUGGUGCUGUUGAGUGUAGGCGUAAGUUGGGUGUCCGGCCUACCAAGCCUAAAAUGUCUUCUUCAGAUGCUACAUUAAAAUUAGUUGCAUAUCAGGUUUAUCAGAAUGGAGGUCUACAAAUUGGAACAUCUCGUGUUGUUGACCAAUCAAAGUGCUUACACAAUUGCAUUGGUGAAGUUAUUAGGAUAAACCAAUUUGGCAAUGUGAGGUUUGGGAUUAUUAAACGAUUUGAUAAAUAUUCCCGAAAGCACUGGAUCAUGUUUGAGGAUGGUUGUGUUGAAAUAUAUGACAUGUCAAAAGAGGACUGGGAACCUGUGAGAUAGUGGCACGACUGUGGGUGGUGCAGGUGAAAGGAAGUGAGAAACUGAUAAUUGGAGUCAUUAUUCUUUCAUUGCAUGUGCAUAAUUCUUGUAGUUGCUGAGGCUCUGAUCAACAGAAUAUGAAGCGGGAUAGAUCAACACAGGUCUUACUGAUUGAAGAUAUUAAUAAGUUUUAUUUUCUACUGACAAACUGUAUUCGCGUAAGCCUAAAACAUUAGUGUUAAAAGUACUGGAGAUAAUCCUGGUAUUUUUGAAAAUCCUGUCCUGCUUGUACUGUAAAAUGAGAAUUCAUGUUGUACCAUUAAAUGGGGUUUGUGCAAUUGUUGUAUCAAAUUGUAUUCUUUCACUUUCUUCCCAUUUUUCUAGUAUAAGAAAUUCAAAAUUCAGAGACAAAUGAGGGUUUUCCCACCAAGGAAGAAACUUUUUUGUUUUCCUUUCUUAUAGCAUUACCUUUGAUCAAUGCAGGAAGGCUUGUAUCCCAUAAAGAGGGGCACAUUAAUCUUGCUCUGCUUAGACAUGUAUUAUUAGAGUCAAUUUUAUCAAUGGAAAACUUGCUUAAUUUUGUUUUGUUUUAUUUCUAUUCAAAAUUGCACA